AUGAAGCUCGCACACCUACUUAUUCUGUCCAUGGGCUGUGUAUCUGCUGGCCUCAGCAGCCAAGAUAUCGAAGACGAAAUCUCAAAAAAGAUACGAGUUCACAAUGCAAACGCCGUCAUAAAGUUGCUCAGCCCGACAUCCAUGCUCCUGAGCGCCGCGCGCGUCCUCUCCACCUUCGAGUCAAACGAUACCGCCACGGUACUACAGCUUCCUGAACGCAAUUUUGACCUCCAAACUGCAUCAAUUGUCUGUACGCAACCUCGGACAGUAUUUGAAUUGGUCAACUUCGACAAGGUGUUCAAAGAACAAGUCAAUCGCAUGGUGCAAAGGGCGAACGAGGGCUUGGUUUAG
Parastagonospora nodorum SN15 is the source of this 351-nucleotide messenger RNA. RefSeq lists its product as hypothetical. The record is from RefSeq and is a predicted model, not a curated record. Bases 1 to 351 code for a protein of 116 amino acids. Lineage: Eukaryota; Fungi; Ascomycota; Dothideomycetes; Pleosporales; Phaeosphaeriaceae. The transcript is spliced from 4 exons.